AUGGAGCACCCGUCGAGCGCGAAUUGGAAGGCUCACAAGAAGGCCGACAACCUUUUCAAGCCUUACGAUGUCCUCGAUGACACCGCAAAGGCUGGUGUGAUCGGUGCUCUCAGUGGUCUCUUCCUCUCCUCCGUCAAGAAUGCCAUGGCCAAGAACAAUGUCGGCAUCUUGAGCGUCUUCACCCGAGGUGCUCAUAUUAUCGGUAUUGGAGCCGCCGCUCCCGCCGCAUAUGUCUUCGUCUCACGAAGCUCAAUGAACCUCCGCGAAAAGGACGACGCCUUCUCUGCUGCUCUCGGUGGCUUUGCCCUAGGUUCAGUUCUCGGCCUUCCCACGAGACGAAUGCCCGUUGUUAUGGGACUAGGUGGUGGUCUCGCAAUCUUCCAGGGUAUGUUCCACUACCUCGGCGGCCGAUACGAUAGCUUCAAGAGAGAGGACGACGAAUUCGAGCGCAAGGAGAUCAUCCGACGAAGCACCCGACUACCAAUUGAGCAGACUAUUUCAGAGAUUGGCGAGGGCCGAGGUAUCCGACCUCCUGGAUAUGAGGAGCGAAGGGUGGAGCGACUUAGUGAGAAGUACGGUGUUGAGAUUAACCCCAUUAGGGCGACUGUCGAGGGUAGCCAAUAA
Messenger RNA from Fusarium mangiferae, 624 nucleotides. Its product is annotated as putative NADH2 dehydrogenase (ubiquinone) 21.3K chain. The record is from RefSeq and is a predicted model, not a curated record. Gene Ontology annotation, biological process: mitochondrial respiratory chain complex I assembly. The transcript is spliced from 4 exons. NCBI's taxonomy places the organism in Eukaryota, Fungi, Ascomycota, Sordariomycetes, Hypocreales, Nectriaceae. Bases 1 to 624 code for a protein of 207 amino acids.